Drosophila simulans is the source of this 2623-nucleotide messenger RNA. Its product is annotated as nucleolar protein dao-5. Gene Ontology annotation, cellular component: nucleolus; nucleoplasm. The coding region runs from base 156 to 2039 and encodes 627 amino acids. Lineage: Eukaryota; Metazoa; Arthropoda; Insecta; Diptera; Drosophilidae. The record is from RefSeq and is a predicted model, not a curated record. The transcript is spliced from 4 exons.
GUUGCAGGGGUGGCCAGACCGUUGGCAGCCGGGGAGUGCUGCCAUACCACUGAUAAGUAGAAAACACGUGUGUGUGCGCAUUCAUUUUGGUGGGACAAGCGUGCGGCUAGUAAUUAAUUGCGGACCGAAAAUAUUGACGAAUAGUUGCAUUAAUCAUGACAGACCUGCUAAAGAUAGCCGAUGCAAUCGUACUGGAGUACUUGCAGUCCAAGGACAAGAACCUGGCCAAGGUUUUCCAGCAGAAGACGAAGGCGGCCAGUGUCGCCAAAAGCAGCCCAAAGUUGAGUGAAAUCCUUCAGUUCUAUCAGACCAAGAGCCCCAACAAGAUCCCAGCAAUCAAGGCGACAGCCGGCGACUCCAGCGAGGACAGCGACUCAGACUCUGAGUCCGAUGCGGCGCCUAAGAAGCCAGCGGCAGCGCCUGCACUAACAAACGGCAAGGCUGCCAAAAAGGCAGCAUCUUCCACCAGCGAGGACAGCGAUUCAGAGGAGGAGAAGAAGCCAGCAGCAAAGGCCACGCCGGCCAAGGCAGCCGUCAAGAAGGCAAAAUCCUCCAGCGAGGACAGUUCCUCGGACGAAGAGGCACCCAAAAAGGCUGCUCCAGUGAAGCCAUCUCCGGCCAAGGCGACUCCCGCGAAGAAGGCCAAGUCCAGCAGCGAGGAUAGCAGUUCCGACGAAGAGCCGGCAAAGCCCGUCGUCAAGGCCACACCGUCUAAGGCUGCUCCCGCCAAAAAGGCCGACUCCAGCAGCGAAGAAAGCAGCUCCGAGGAGGAGGUUAAACCAGCUGCCAAGCCUGUAGCCAAGGCUGCACCGGCAAAGAAAGCAGCAUCCUCCAGCGAGGAAAGCGACUCCGAUGAGGAGCCAGCCGCUAAGAAGCCUGCCAUCCAGCCUGCCGCAAAGCCAGCUCCUAAGGCAGCCGCUUCUAGUUCCGAAGACAGCACCUCAGAGGAGGAGGCCAAACCCGCUGCCAAGGCGGCUCCUGCUAAGAAGGCGGCUUCCCCUAGUGAUGAUAGUUCCUCUGAAGACGAGGCACCCAAAAAGGCAGCAACUCUCGCAAAGCCCAUUUUGACUAAGGCUGCUCCCACCAAAAAGGCCGACAGCUCCAGUGAGGAUAGUUCUUCGGAAGACGAGGCUCCCAAGAAGGUAGCUCCAGCAAAGGCCACGCCAGCUAAGGCAACUCCUGCCAAGAAGGCAGAUUCCAGCGAUGACAGCUCCUCGGAAGAAGAGGCCCCUAAGAAGGCAGCUCCAGCAAAGGCCACGCCAGCUAAAAAGGCCAAGUCUUCAAGCGAAGACAGCGACUCCGAUGAGGAAGAAGCUCCCAAGAAACCAGCCGCGAAGACCGUUGCAAAGGCUGCUCCAUCCAAGAAAGCAGAUUCCGAUGAUUCUUCGGAAGAUAGCGAUAGCUCAGAAGACGAAAAGCCAGCAAAGGCUGCUCCCAAGGCUCCGGCCAAGCCUGCAAAGGCUGCCUCCUCCAGCAGUGACGAUUCCAGCGAUGAAGAAACGCCGGCAGUGAAGCCAGCUGUCAAGAAGACUGCUGCUCCUGCUAAGAAGGCUGAAAGCAGCAGCGACGAGAGUGACUCUGGUGAAGAGUCCGGCGAGGUCAAGCCCAACUCGGCUACCAAUGGCAAUGGAAAGCCCGCUCAGAAGCGCAAGUUUAGUGGUGGCGACCAGGACGAGGCCACUCCCAACAAGAAGUACAACAACUUCGUCAAAUCGGGAGAGCAACAGAAGAAUGACUUCACCUCCACACCUAACAACACCUUCAGCCGAAACCAUAAUAUGAACAAUAGCGGAGGGGGAAGUGGGCGACGGUCGCCCUUCCGAAGGGUACGCACCGAGGACGUGGUGGUGGACUCCCGAGUCCAGGACAUGUCCUUCGAGGCGAAGAAAAACGCUGCCGGAUCCUGGGGCGAGCGAGCCAACAAGGAUCUGAAGCACACGCGCGGCAAGUCCUUCAAACACGAGAAGACCAAGAAGAAGCGCGGCAGCUACCGAGGUGGCCAAAUUGACGUGGGAGUCAAUUCAAUAAAAUUUGACUAGAUUUAUAUACACCCAUAAAAUAAUACUUAUUCUAACGGAUAUGACUAGUCUGUAAGCAAAAGAGUAACUAAGUGUAAUAGUUUCUUUACGCAAUAGUUCCGCCACAUGUAAAUUCUUUCCAAACUCUUGAUUGACUUCGGGAAGUCCGUACUUCCGUUUUAAUGUGAAUUAUUCGAGUGCAAAUUGGCGGUCGACAAACCCGUGACCAAGCUAAUGGUUAUUAUGACUUUAGCGGAUUAAACCCUUUCUUUUCCUGAUCGGACGGAAUGAAACCCGAAUGCUUUUCGUGGAUUUUUUAUAAGCCUUUUAAGACUUAAAACCCUAUACAUUUCUAUUGUAUAUUAUAUAUAUUUAUAAGGUUCGUAAAAAAUAAGUUAUUUUCCAGACGCUUGGGUUAAAUAAAGGGUUGACUAUUCCGAUUAGCACAUAAGUCAUUUUCCGCUAACUUGUGGCGAUAGCCGGUUUAUGAAUGCUUAUGACAACUUCAAUAUGUAAAAGAUUAAUUUGUUUUGUCACAUUGGACAAUGUAUUUAAUUGAACGUAGAAAACACGCAAAGAAAUACAUGUGUUUUUUAAUAACUGAA